GAGACGCACGUUUGCUUGCGUGAAAAUCGGGAUCACGAGUAUUGGCUGUGACACUGAGAGAUCUAUUUUCGUCCCAAUCACGAUUAAGAGAUUUUCCUUCAGUUGUUCUCCUUUUGUCUCACAGACCGCUUGGUGUGUUUUUCUUUCGUGUGUGCACCCCUUGAGAGUCUCUCGAGCACCCACACCACCUGCAAUCUCAUCAAGGUUGUGCUAUUGUACCGUCUGGAGAUCAACCCAUUACCCUUGCCGUUGUUGUAGCAACUCAAUCCCACCACCAACAACAACAAAAACUCACCGCAGCAGCAAUGAAUGUGUGGCGGUUGCAGGAAAUAGCGCGUCAGUCGCCUUUCAAGACACCCUUCUCAACGGCAAACUGCGAACCCGCAAAAGCCGUUGCUGAGGGUGAUUCAUGUGAAUUCGGGUCAGCUCACUACUUUGCACUAUGCGGCCUGGGUGGUGUAAUCUCAUGCGGACUCACGCACACCAUGGUUGUACCGUUGGAUCUUGUCAAGUGCCGCAUUCAGGUGGAUCCCGUCAAGUACAAAUCCGUCUUUCAAGGCUUCAAAGUUACCCUAGCUGAGGAUGGUAUUACUGGUUUAUCCAGAGGUUGGGCACCAACCUUCUUUGGCUACUCCAUGCAGGGUCUCUGCAAGUUUGGCCUCUACGAGGUCUUCAAGGUCUUCUACUCCAACAUCCUCGGUGAGGAAAACUCCUACCUAUGGCGUACAACACUGUACUUGGCUGCAUCAGCAUCAGCUGAAUUCUUCGCUGAUAUUGCCCUGUCCCCAAUGGAAGCAGCCAAGGUGCGCAUCCAAACAAUGCCUGGCUAUGCAAAUACCCUACGUGAGGCACUGCCAAAAAUGAUGAAAGACGAAGGUAUGACUGCCUUCUACAAAGGUCUCGUCCCACUGUGGAUGCGACAGAUCCCCUACACCAUGAUGAAGUUUGCCUGCUUCGAGCGUACCCUUGAACUUCUCUACAAGUACGUUGUGCCCAAACCCCGUGCUGACUGCACAAAGGGUGAACAGCUAAUUGUUACAUUUGCUGCUGGUUACAUUGCUGGUGUCUUCUGUGCCAUUGUGAGUCAUCCUGCGGACACAGUUGUGUCGAAAUUGAAUCAAGAGAAGGGUGCAACAGCCGUUGAUGUAGCCAAGAAGUUAGGAUUUGCAGGACUGUGGAAGGGUCUUAUGCCUAGGAUUGUUAUGAUUGGUACCCUAACAGCUGCUCAGUGGUUCAUCUAUGAUGCUGUUAAAGUUUGGCUGAGGAUGCCACGUCCACCACCACCAGAAAUGCCAGAAUCUCUCAAGAAGAAGUUGGCAGGCAAACAAGCUUAGAAACAUUUGAUUAUUUAAUACGAAAAUAUUAUCCAAAAAAAUCAAAGUUUAUGGAAAUAUUGUAAAUAAUAAAAUAUCGAUAAAACAUA
Messenger RNA from Lutzomyia longipalpis, 1423 nucleotides. It is a transcript of the gene Mpcp1, whose product is annotated as phosphate carrier protein, mitochondrial. Gene Ontology annotation, molecular function: phosphate transmembrane transporter activity. Gene Ontology annotation, biological process: mitochondrial phosphate ion transmembrane transport. NCBI's taxonomy places the organism in Eukaryota, Metazoa, Arthropoda, Insecta, Diptera, Psychodidae. Gene Ontology annotation, cellular component: mitochondrial inner membrane. The record is from RefSeq and is a predicted model, not a curated record. The transcript has 4 exons. The coding region runs from base 306 to 1334 and encodes 342 amino acids.